This is a messenger RNA of Naegleria lovaniensis, 750 nucleotides long. RefSeq lists its product as uncharacterized. Gene Ontology annotation, cellular component: proteasome core complex; proteasome core complex, alpha-subunit complex. The transcript has a single exon. Lineage: Eukaryota; Heterolobosea; Eutetramitea; Acrasida; Naegleriidae. The coding region runs from base 1 to 750 and encodes 249 amino acids. Gene Ontology annotation, biological process: ubiquitin-dependent protein catabolic process. The record is from RefSeq and is a predicted model, not a curated record.
AUGUUCAGAAAUCAAUACGAUACAGAUAUUACGACUUGGAGUCCUCAAGGCCGAUUACAUCAAGUUGAAUAUGCAAUGGAGGCUGUUCAACAAGGAAGUGCUGCCGUAGGAGUGAAAACUCAGGAUUAUGUUGUACUAGCAACAUUGAAAAGAGCUCCUCAUGCCGAACUAUCAAGCUAUCAAAAAAAGCUUUUCAAGAUUGAUGAUCAUGUCGGUAUCGCUAUUGCUGGAUUAGCUGCUGAUGGCCGUGUCUUAAGUAAAUAUAUGAGAAACGAAUGUAUGAGUCAUCAAUAUGUCUAUGACACAUUCAUGCCUGUACAAAGAUUGGCCAAUAAGAUCGCCGACAAAUCUCAAAAGAGCACACAAAACUCUUCCGGCCGUCCAUUUGGUGUAGGAUUAUUAAUUGCAGGAUAUGAUGAAACCGGAACACAUUUGUAUCAAACAUGUCCAAGUGGAAAUUUGUAUAGUUACAAGGCCAUUGCCAUUGGAGCAAGAUCUCAAAGUGCCAAGACCUAUUUCGAGAAAAAUUACGCUACUUUCACUAAUAACGCUCAAGAAUUGAUUGUUCACGCUUUGAAGGCUCUCAAAGGAACAACAGGUGACAAUGUUGAAUUGACAACAAAGAAUUGUAGUGUGGCAGUUGUUGGAAAAGAUUUCAAAUUUACAAUCUAUGAAGAUGAUGCCAUUGAAAAUUAUUUGAAUUUAUUAGAUACAUCAUCCAAGAAGGUCGAAGAUCAAAUGGUCGAUUAA